AUGAUUGCCGCUCUCUCCAAGCACGUGGCUGCUAGGCCAACCAGUCACAACAUUAAGUUGGCUCUUACACGAGGGACCCGCCGCCAUGCAACUGUUGCGGAUGCCGCAUUUCCUCGGUCGCCCAUGACAAGACCAAGGGCCGCUCCUGCCUACCAGCAGCCGGCCACUCUCACGAUCAGAGACGGCCCAAUAUUCUCUGGGCAAAGCUUCGGCUCCUGUCGCGAUGUGUCAGGAGAGGCGGUUUUCACGACGUCUAUUGUGGGCUAUAAUGAAUCUCUGACGGAUCCCUCAUAUCGUGGCCAAAUCCUCGUCUUUACGCAACCUUUGAUUGGGAAUUACGGCGUCCCUUCGCGUGAAGCCCGAGACGAGUUCAAUUUGCUGAAGCAUUUCGAAUCAGAAUACAUGCAACCGGCUGGGGUCGUGGUUGCGGACGUAGCAAGGAAAUAUUCUCAUUGGACGGCUAUACAAAGUCUUGGAGAUUGGUGCACACAACAAGGUGUUGCAGCCAUUACUGGUGUGGACACACGUGCGAUUGUCACCUUUCUGCGUGAGCGCGGUUCUGAACUAGGGAAAAUCUCCAUUGGGGAGGCCUACGACGCCGAUCAAGACGAAGCCUUUCAAGACCCUGCAAACGUCAAUCUCGUGAAACAAGUUAGCACAAAGGCUCCCUUUCAUAUUGCUUCUGCCGGUGAUCUGCAUAUUGCUCUGAUUGAUUGUGGUGUUAAAGAGGGUAUACUUCGAUCUCUAUCACAACGCGGCGCGAGUGUGACGGUGUUUCCCUGGGAUUUCCCGAUCGAUAGACUGGCUCAUCAUUUCGAUGGUGUCUUUAUCAGCAACGGGCCUGGUGACCCUACAUAUUGCGUACCCACUGUUGAAGCACUCCGCAAUCUCAUGGGCUCUUCUCAGAUCCCGGUAUUUGGCAUUUGUCUCGGCCAUCAGCUUUUGGCAUUGGCUGCAGGCGCAAAGACGACAAAGCUCAAAUAUGGGAAUAGAGCACACAACAUUCCUUGUUUGGAUCUCACAACUGGGCGAUGCCAUAUCACGUCCCAAAACCAUGGUUACGCGGUCGACGCGAAUACUCUACCGCCCGACUUCAAAGAGUACUGGGUUAAUCUGAACGACUCGUCAAACGAAGGAAUGAUCCACAAGUCACGUCCCAUCUUCAGCACUCAAUUCCAUCCCGAAGCCAAAGGCGGACCGAUGGAUACCGCCUUCUUGUUCGAUGUCUACCUGGAGAGCGUCCGGAGGUACAAAGAUACUCGGCGCCUGCUUUUUCCUAACAAUGACCAUCGAGUUGAAUCCCUGCUAUUUAACACACUUACCAACGCAAGAGUUGGCGUGAGGACCGAUUCGAUCAAUUUUGCGGAAGGCAUGCAGCAGCAGAAACAGGACAAUAGGGAUCUUGUAUGA
This is a messenger RNA of Letharia columbiana, 1410 nucleotides long. RefSeq lists its product as uncharacterized. Gene Ontology annotation, molecular function: carbamoyl-phosphate synthase (glutamine-hydrolyzing) activity. Lineage: Eukaryota; Fungi; Ascomycota; Lecanoromycetes; Lecanorales; Parmeliaceae. Gene Ontology annotation, biological process: L-arginine biosynthetic process; L-glutamine metabolic process; 'de novo' pyrimidine nucleobase biosynthetic process. The coding region runs from base 1 to 1410 and encodes 469 amino acids. The transcript has 11 exons. Gene Ontology annotation, cellular component: cytoplasm; carbamoyl-phosphate synthase complex. The record is from RefSeq and is a predicted model, not a curated record.